AUGUGGCCCGGGAUGCUGUCAGGGCUGACAGCAGUGACGCUGCGUGGGCCGGGCACAGCCCAGCACCGGCUCCGGCAGCGCCCAGGGCGCCAGGUAAGGCUGCUGCUGACGCUCAACGUCUCCGCACUCUACCAGCACUUGAAGGGCUUCGGUGGGUCUCUCUCUGAUGCUGCUGCCAUCAACAUCCUGGGGCUGUCGCAGCUUGCCCAGGACAACCUGCUCCGCUCCUACUUCUCUGAGAGCGGGAUUGAGUACAACCUCAUCCGGCUUCCCAUGGCUUGCAGUGACUUCUCCGUCCGCCCCUACAGCUACGAUGAUAUCCCCCAUGACUAUGAGCUGAAGCACUUCAGGCUGGCUGAGGAGGAUGUGAAGCUGAAGAUUCCCAUCCUGCACCGAGCCUCGGCCAUGAGCAGGCGGACGCUGUCACUGUAUGCCAGCCCCUGGACCUCCCCAGGCUGGAUGAAGAGCAACGGGGACGUCCGCGGGAAGGGGACACUGAAGGGGCAGGCAGGGGACAAGUACCACAAGACCUGGGCCAACUACUUCAUCAAGUUUCUGGACGAAUACGCCAAGCACAACGUGACCUUCUGGGCGGUGACUGCGCAGAACGAGCCCCUCGCAGCCAUCUUCACGCCCCCUCAGUUCCCCACUAUUGCCUUCACCGCCGUGCAGCAGCGGGACUUUGUCGUCCGUGACCUGGGCCCUGCACUGGCCCGCAGCCCCCACCGCACCCGCCUUAUCAUCCUGGAUGACCAGCGCAUCCACCUCCCGCACUGGGCCAAAGCGGUCCUGGGCAAUGCCACUGCUGCCCGCUACGUCGCUGGCCUGGGGGUUCACUGGUACCUGGACAGCAUUGUCCCGGCCAGCUGCAGCCUGGAGGCCACCCACAAGCUCUUCCCUGACCAUUUUCUCCUCUACACGGAGGCCUGCAGUGGCUUCCUCACCCUCCGCUUCUCUGUGUCCCUGGGCUGCUGGGAGCGAGGAGAAAGCUACAGCCACAGCAUCCUGACGGUCCUGAACCACUUUGUGGCCGGCUGGACCGACUGGAACCUGGCCCUGGACCUCCAGGGGGGCCCCAACUGGGUCAAGAACUUUGUGGAUAGCCCUGUCAUCGUGGACAGCAGCAAGGACGUCUUCUACAAGCAGCCCAUGUUCUACCACCUGGGGCACUUCAGCAAGUUCAUCCCCGAGGGCUCCCGGCGCGUGGGGCUGCACAGCAACCGCCGGUGUCUCAUCUGUCAGCUGGAGCACGUGGCCGUCCUGCGCCCUGACGGGGGCCUCGUCCUGGUGGUCCUCAACAGGUCCGGCUGGGACAUGCCAUUCUGGAUCCAGGACCCCGCUGUUGGUUUCAUCGAGACCAUGGCUCCAGCCAACUCCAUCCAGACCUACCUGUGGCGUGGGAAGUGAUGGCCAGGGCAGGGCAAGAGAGGGCACCACGUGGCUGGGGGGUCUCUGGGGGUCCCCUGCCCUUUCCAGCAUCCUUCAAUGGUGGAAGCAGGCGGUGACCCACCACUGCGGGUACAGGAUGGACCAAGAGUCCUGCCCCUGCACUAGGGGCUGCAUGUGGUCCUGGCGCUGGGGUCCCACCAGGGCUGCCACCACCAGUGCUUCCCAGCCUUCCCCAUCCCUCCCCGGUGUCCUCCAGCCCCCUGAAAGCUCCUGCUGCAGCGUCUCC
Molecule: messenger RNA, 1675 nt
Organism: Calidris pugnax (ruff)
Lineage: Eukaryota; Metazoa; Chordata; Aves; Charadriiformes; Scolopacidae
Product: glucosylceramidase-like
Exons: 9
Coding region: 1-1407 (468 amino acids)
Biological process (GO): glucosylceramide catabolic process
Molecular function (GO): glucosylceramidase activity
Source: RefSeq, a predicted model, not a curated record